AUGACCACUGCACAAAGACUUCUCAUCACUAUGUCUUGUGAAGCCACCAUUCACCGGACAUUGACUGCUUUUACUCUGGGGUUUUUAGCUGGAAUUGCUUCAACACACCCAGUUGUAAGCAGAAAUAAUGGAACACUGCUGGAAAGAGGAUGGCAAUCUCUGUUGUCCAGAUCCAUUUCUGAGAUGUCAAGGGAGAAGUCAGAUGUGAACUGGGAGGGUGACUAUUUGCUAGGAAUCAAGAGGCAACAGAGGCUUUACUGCAACGUGGGCAUCGGGUUUCACCUUCAAAUCCUCCCAGAUGGAAGGAUAAAUGUUGUUCACACUGAAAACCAAUACAGCCUCUUUGAAAUAUCUACUGUAGAAAGAGGUGUUGUGAGCCUGUUUGGUGUGGAAAGUGCUCUCUUCGUUGGAAUGAACAAAAUGGGGAAGAUGUAUGGAACUAUUUCUUUCCAAGAGGAGUGCAAAUUCAAAGAAACCUUGCUACCCAAUAACUACAAUGCAUAUGAAUCAAAUGCUUACCACGGUGCUUAUAUAGCACUCAGCAAACAUGGGAGAGUGAAGAAAGGAAAUAAAGUUUCUCCUGUUACGACAGUGACCCACUUUUUACCGAGAAUAUGAACAUGAUCAAAGGAGAUCUAAAUCCCAAGAAAAACUGCUUCAUUUUGCACACAGGAAUAAUUUCCCAGGUAAAAUAUAUACAUUGUUCAUUGAAAAAAAAAUCUAUAUAUGUAUGUAUAUAUUUGGAUGAAAAUAUUUGUACUAGAUUCAACAUAGAGAAUAUGUAUUCUGCUUCUCCUCUACUCUGUACAAAUUUUACAUGUUUGUGUGCCUCCUUUAGCACUGAUCAAAGAAAAAUACAAGUUGGAGUGCAAAAGGAAAAAAGUAUUUGAAAAAUGUAGAAUUUCUGUGAUAAUUAUCUAAUCAAUCAUUUAUUAUUGACAAAUUAAUAUUAAUUACCUCAGAAAAUAAGCCUUCGUAGUGAGCUGUUUACAAAUCAUGUGCCAAAUCAUCAGAUGACUGCUUUGUCAGAGAUUCAAGUAGUUUGCUCUAUCUGAAUAUCUGCCUGCACCUCCUCUUCUAAACUUGUACACGUGGGUUCUGUCUCAUAAAGUCCUCAGUCGAUUUUGAUCAUGAUGGUGUUCAUUCCACAAACAUUUCCACACAAGCAAACUGUCUACCCAUGGAUCCCCUCUGUUUCUGAAAAGAUUCUGCAGGGUAUCCUCACAUGGACUUGCUGAUAAAAUGAAAACUUACAGUAAAUUUCCACUGGGAAGACCCACAGGAUAAAUCAGAAAUUGAUCCUAAAUGCAAAAUACAUCAGGAUAUGCAGAAACUGAGUGUCACCCACUUGGCAUUUUGUGUGCUGUUUAAGUUUAGAUCCACCUCCAAUACAGAAGUGUACACUUUUAAUAUGAACGUAGACAUGGGAAGUGUGAGUGUAUGUCUAAAUAAUUAUAUACUUAUAAUGUAUCUCUGGAUGCAUCCACUCUCUAGAUGCUUAGGUGCUCUUAUGUACAUAGACACACAUAGCAGUGAAUACUUAAUGGAAACAUUUUUAAUUUCAGCUGAAUCUUGUUUGUCUUUAAGAACUAAAAUAGAACUGCAAGAUAUAAUUUAUAAAUCGUAUGGAAUUCAUGGAAGUUUCCAGCAAAGGGUCAUUGUAGAAAAUUACUCUGUUUUGAAUUCCUUUCUAUUUUCUACUUUUAGUAUAUUUGGUUCUUCUCUAUUAUACCUCACUGAGGUAUGAAGGACAGAAGAAGAAAGAAAUUAUAUAAGCCCACCUUCCCAGAUUGUUGCACAGGAAUUUAUGCUAUAAUUCCAAUUUCCAUCAGUUGCAAAUUGUCAUACUUAAAUAUAACGUGGCAAGCUAUAUGGAAUUUUCCCCAAUUCUCUCCUAGAAGCUAUACAAAUGGUGAAUAACCUUUCCUUACUAUUUUAACAAUCUUUUUCCACAUUACCAAUGAAGCUACAUUCUCUGUGUCUUUGAAAGGGAAUUUUUAAAGGCCCUAAGUCAAUAGUCACUGUAAAUGUUGGUUACCAGUAGCCUUGAGAUUCUUGUAUUGAUGGCGUGCUCCUCAAUUUGAAACUAGAUUCAAUGCUAUGUCAGAGCAUGAGCAUUUUCAGCAUAGGUGGACCAUGCUGCUGCAGAAGUGAACGUCUGAGUGCAAUAUAAUCUCCCAUGUGCAGCUAAAAUGUGACUAUGUCCAGCCUUGACAUGCCAUUCUAUUUGCAGUGGAUGUCUAUUCAUAAUGAAUUUGAGUCUUCUGUCAUGUAUGAAAAGCACUGUUCACGGCCAGAUUCUUAGAUGGUGUAAACCAGCAAAACUAGACUCUCAUUUUAUAGCUGCAGAAGAUUUGGCCCAAAGAGUCGAACUUUCUGACUAAUUGUCAAGGCAAUUCUUUUGUGAAUAUGACAGUUUUCCAGCUAGUUUUGUGUGAUUUAUACUUGAAUUUAUUUUGCUUGAAUGUAAGUGGUGAUCGUAGCAUAAGUGAAGAACAGAAAAAAUGGACUACUUAUCAUACGCAAAUGGGACACUUUGUAUAUGACAAAAGAAAUGAGUUACUCUUAAUUUUCUGAUCUGGCAGUAUGCAGAGAGAAUCUAAAUUGGCACAUUUUGUUCAUCCACGUUGUGCGCAGCAGUUUGUGUUAGAAAAAAAAGAACCACAUUUUAAGAGAAAAAACAGAGUGUUUUGAGUGGGGAGAUUUUGUCAAAGAAAAGUUUGUAGGAUGUCAGUUAAAUUAGCAUAGGGUCCCUAAAGGUGUGGAUAGGCAGACUACAUUAGUGUUAGCUAGCAAUCUGUAUUCUUGUGUUAUAUUCCUAAUUGUCUUUGAAAUGAAGUUUGAAGAAAGUAGGAAGAGUGCACGGACAUAGAAGAAAUCAUUGUCUGAACGUUGACACAAAUGUUUGUUUCUGAUUACACCAGUAUCAUUAGGUUAGAAUGAAGUCUUUUCCCUCUUAAGCCUACAUAGUCUGGAGUAAUUUGUUGUUGUCAGUACUGCUAGGUAAUGGGACAGCUGGCAUGAAAGAAGAGAAUCAGAGUCACUGACUCUGUUUUGUACGUAUGGGUCAACAAGAACAAACUGUAGAAACAGAUUACAAGAAGUCUCUUUAAAUGCAGCCUUCUGGGCAGAACUUGUUCUCAAGAACUGCAAACUCCAGCAGAUGCUGUUUUGGGGGACACUUGUAAACCCAAACCAUUCACUCUGCUGAGUUCCUUUUUACACCACUGCUUUGUUCAUAUUACAUACCAAUGCCAGCCACAUCAACACUUGAAGCCAACACUGAAACCACAAAAGUUUUCAAUGCCAGGAGUCCUGAUUAAUAUGAGAGUGAAUUACGCCAUUGUCAGGUGUGGUAAGUUUGGCAGCAAGCCCCUCGAAUACAACUAGUGCAGUGAUGCAGCAUUGUGCUGAUUUAAACUAUCUGAAUACAAUACUUUGACAGAGACUCUUCUUAAGUGAAUGCUUGACUACACUCACUAAAGUAGUCAAGGCAUUUACUGACAUAUUGCUGUGCAUAUGCACGCAGUCUAGAGGGAGCUCACAGUAGAUGGAAGACUUUGAAAGACUGCCACUUACUUUAGAUACUUCCAGAUAAACUUGCUGAACUGGCACAGAAGGAAAAAAUACCAUUCAUCAGUAGAAUUUACGUAAUAUGGAAGUUAUAGAGAGCAAACCGGUAUGAUCUGGCAAAUUCUUAAGCAAGACAUUUUUGAAAAGAAUAGUUCCAUGGAUAUGUAACUAUGUAAAGUCAAACUCGUGAAAAUGAAUCAGUUUCCCAAGUCCAGGCUAAAUAAGAAACCUAUUAUUGACAGGUUUUUUUGAUGGUCACUUUCAAAGCAUCUCAGUGUGCAUCAACACAGUCAUGAAAUUAGAUACCAUCUUUGACAUCAUUGCUAUGAAUUCCCCAUAUGGGCCUGUGUGUCCUACCACAUAUGCCUUGCAUAAAAGAUCUUCAGCUUAUAUACAUUACUUGUGUUACAUAUGCAGAACUUUUCCCAGAGGUAUGUUACACAUGCAGAAGUUUCCUGGAGGUGUGUUACAUAUUCAGUAACUGAUUCCAAGCAGGACCUCCUAUUUCCUAGGUACAAAGACUCAGCAGAACUUCCUUAUCUCCUUGGUCCAGAGACAUGGCUCUUUCUGUUAUCUAAACACAUUGCAGACUAUCCAUCAAGGAACUCUAGCAACCUUAACAAUAUCAUUACAACCUGUAUCAAAAUAAAUUCAGUUUUCCCCAAACAUGUAGAGAUACAGCCACACACACAGCGGAAAACCAGAGUAAUUUAUGUGUACCUCACUAAUUAUUUCAGUUCCAAGAUUUUAUUUUGCACAGUAAAAUAGUGCCAAAGUUCUCACAUUAUUUUUUGUCAUUAAAAUAUACCUCAUAUUAUGACUCAGUAUGGACUCACAACUGAGACUGUAAAUUUACAAGAAAAAUAAAACUGUCCAGUUCUUUGUGAAAUUUCUUCUGUUUUUAUACGUGUGUGCUGUGCACAAGAGUUUAAUGUGUGCUGUGCACAAGAGUUUAAUGUAUUCAUAAAAUAAACUUUUAUAUAUUUUUGGUAGUGUUUUGACUCCAAAUCUUUUUUAAAAUUGUUAUCUCCUUGCUACAUCUCCCAUAUUCAAACAAAAUUUGUUGCUUUAAUUCACCUCUAGAUCCAUAGAACAUAUUGGCAUGCUUAAAAUUGUGGUAGACUUUUCUGUUCUUCAGACUUCUUACCUGGGAAGACAUAAGGGAUUUAUGUUUGUUGUGAAAUUUCACGGA
This is a messenger RNA of Numida meleagris (helmeted guineafowl), 4765 nucleotides long. It is a transcript of the gene FGF6, whose product is annotated as fibroblast growth factor 6. Gene Ontology annotation, molecular function: fibroblast growth factor receptor binding; growth factor activity. Gene Ontology annotation, cellular component: cytoplasm. The record is from RefSeq and is a predicted model, not a curated record. Gene Ontology annotation, biological process: positive regulation of protein phosphorylation; positive regulation of cell population proliferation; regulation of cell migration. NCBI's taxonomy places the organism in Eukaryota, Metazoa, Chordata, Aves, Galliformes, Numididae.